GCACUUGUACCUCAUCAUGAGCUCGCUCCUGGGAUUUCUAUGUGUGCUCUCAGCUUUCACAGCAACUGGUUAUUCCCUUUCAUGUAAGCUAUGCGUGGGUUCAGAUUCUUCAUCCUGCAUUGGUACAUUGGAGACAUGCCCCCCUGACCAUGCGUGUGGCGCUGUUCGCACAGUAACCAAAAUCAAUGAAAAUGAAGUGGACUUAUAUUUCAUCUCCUGCGUGCCUUUAAAAGAGUGUAACAGCCCUGGAAGUAUCAGUGUCCCCAAAGGAAAGAUACGGAGAGGAACCAGCUGUUGUCACACCAGCAACUGCAUCCCUCCUGCACCCCGGUUACGGCAGAUGACAAAGAAGCCAAUGGAUUAUUCUUGCAUGGCACAUGUGUGACAGAAACUUCAGCCCACUGCUCUGCAAGAGGAGGUAAUGGAAUGUACCGGAAAAGAAGACAUGUGCCUCUUCCAAACUUCCGUCACCACAGGUUUCAUCAACACCCAGGAAGCUCAUUUGUUUGUUUUAUCCACCAAAUCCUAUUGCGAUAAAUGUUUAAGUUUCUGUAAAAUCUUUUUUUUUUAAAUUUUUAUUUGAUUAGUUUGUCUUUUUGUCACUACAGUUUCGCUCCAAAUUAGACAAUGGGGCAACUCCCACAAAGGUCAUUUUUUCCUUCAGUAAUUUUUGUUUUCAGUCUUGUUUUACUUUUUUUUAUUU
Molecule: messenger RNA, 703 nt
Organism: Staurois parvus
Lineage: Eukaryota; Metazoa; Chordata; Amphibia; Anura; Ranidae
Source: the annotation of a GenBank genome assembly